UGCCUAAACCAAUGAAAGUGCUUUUGUUUAUCAUUAAUCCAAACAUUUUUUACUCAAGACUAGGUUUAAUUUUCUUAGGCUAAUGAUUAGGGAAAAAAAUAGUUUAUAACCUAGAUCAAUGGAAUUAAGAUUAACCCAUUUCACUAGUUACAGUCUCUCUCUGUUUGACUCUUCUUGAUCUCCAUUUUUAGUCAAUUCAAAACCCAUUCUCUCUCUCUCUCUCUCUCUCUCCAAAAACCCAUUUUCUUGAUUAAUCAACAAAUCUCAAUCUUUCCUCUUACAGAGCCAAGAAAAGCCACCAAAGUGAAGAACCAACCAGUCAUUCCAAGAAACCAGAAGAUUCUACAAAUAAAGAAAAAAUAAAGUUGAAUACCACCAACACCACACCCUUCUUUUGCUUUCUCUCUUUGUUUUUCUUUUCUUUUUCUUUCUUUUCUUAUCUUCAACACCAACAAGGAGAAGAUUUGAGAAAGAAAUAGAAACUUUUCCUAUGACCUAACCCUAGAUUUUCCUCCACAUUACAAGAAAACCCAGAAAAAAAAAAGAGAAAAGAAAUCUAGGGUUUUGAUCAAAAUCCCCCAGAUUUUCCCAAGAAAAUGUCACAAUUGAAGCAAAUGUCCCACAUUGAUAACACCCCAUCAACCCCAGGAAAGUUCAAGAUGGAGAAAUCACCAUACAUUCACAGACUCAGAUUCCACUCUUCUCUUGCCAAGCUCACUUUCUGGUCCUUCAUGUUCUUAGGCUUAAUCUUGAUCUUCUUCUUCAGAUCACCCUCUUCUUCUUCUUCUUCUUCCCCAAUCUCUUCAGAUCUCUCUCGCCGAUCUCUCCGAACCCAUUCUUGGGCCGACCCAGUUUGGGAAAAACGGGUUCGAUCCUCUGCCCGAGUCCGAUCCCACAAUGGCUUCACCGUCCUCGUCACCGGCGCCGCCGGCUUCGUCGGAACCCAUGUCUCCGCCGCCCUCAAACGCCGUGGCGACGGUGUCCUCGGCCUCGACAACUUCAACGAUUACUACGAUCCAUCUCUGAAGCGAGCUCGACAAGCCCUUUUGGAACGAAGUGGAAUUUUCAUUGUUGAAGGUGAUAUCAAUGACAUUGAUCUUUUGAAGAAGCUUUUUGAGGUUGUUUCAUUUACCCAUGUAAUGCAUUUGGCUGCUCAAGCUGGUGUGAGGUAUGCUAUGGAAAAUCCAAGCUCUUAUGUUCAUAGCAACAUUGCUGGUCUUGUUAGUGUUCUUGAAGUCUGUAAAUCAGUCAAUCCACAACCUUCAAUUGUUUGGGCAUCUUCUAGCUCUGUCUAUGGACUCAAUACAAAAGUACCCUUUUCAGAAAAAGAUAGAACUGACCAACCUGCUAGUCUCUAUGCAGCCACAAAAAAGGCUGGUGAAGAGAUUGCACACACAUAUAAUCACAUUUACGGGCUUUCGCUAACCGGGUUGCGAUUCUUCACGGUUUAUGGCCCUUGGGGUAGGCCAGACAUGGCUUAUUUCUUUUUUACAAGAGAUAUAUUGAAAGGGAAAUCAAUUCCGAUCUUUGAAGCGUCCAAUCAUGGCACUGUUGCGCGUGAUUUUACCUACAUUGAUGAUAUUGUGAAGGGUUGUUUGGCUGCAUUGGACACUGCUGAGAAAAGCACUGGGAGUGGUGGGAAGAAGAAGGGACCGGCUCAACUGCGGGUUUUUAAUUUGGGGAAUACUUCCCCUGUUCCAGUUUCUGAUCUUGUUGGGAUUUUGGAAAGGCUUUUGAAAGUUAAGGCUAAGAGGAUGAUCAUGAAGUUGCCUAGGAAUGGGGAUGUGCAAUUCACGCACGCGAAUAUAAGCUUGGCUCAGAAGGAGCUCGGGUACAAGCCCACAACAGAUCUGCAGACAGGUUUGAAGAAAUUUGUGCGGUGGUAUCUCAGUUACUAUGGUUCUGGUAAGAAGAGUUCUCAGUGAUAUACACAUUCAUUCAAUUGUGUGGGUACUAGUAGGAUGUUUCCAAUUCUUGUUCAUUUCGAUUCAUAUGAUUGUUUUUUUGUGGUUACCUAUCUCUGUUCUUUUGCCCCGAUUAUCUUGUUUUCGUGUAUCUUUGAUGAUGCCAUACGAGAGAGAAACUUGCAUUCCACGACGAAGAAGGUAUUUUUUGCGGUUGGUGGACCUUGUUUCAUUCUGAGCUGUAUCAAAAAUCCAGAACCAUGUUCUUAAUUUCUCGCGAAUGUAAUUGUUGUAGUUUUAUCAUUAGAAUUCAUGACUAGUAGAGCAUUUGGCGAUUGGUUGAUGACUUUGUAUAAUCUUCCAUGGAAUUCCAAUAAGAUAGCACACGAUAGUUUUAGAUUUUCUGAUCUCUUUAUACAUUA
This is a messenger RNA of Camellia sinensis, 2326 nucleotides long. Its product is annotated as UDP-glucuronate 4-epimerase 3. Lineage: Eukaryota; Viridiplantae; Streptophyta; Magnoliopsida; Ericales; Theaceae. The record is from RefSeq and is a predicted model, not a curated record.